Molecule: messenger RNA, 207 nt
Organism: Funneliformis mosseae
Lineage: Eukaryota; Fungi; Glomeromycota; Glomeromycetes; Glomerales; Glomeraceae
Source: the annotation of a GenBank genome assembly
CCAGACAAUAGAAGAGUAGCAAUUGCAAUAGGAAUGUUAAGGGAAGAAGCAGCUGACUGGUAUAAUUUAAGUAGAGUAGAUGCAGGAGGAAUCCCAGAUGCCUUUAAAGUACAAAUGUUCUUGAGCGAAUUAAAUAAGGAACUAGCAACUUUAGUUGCAAUUCAAAAUCCAGCUAAUUUAGAUACCACUAUUACUCAAGCUAAAACU